This is a messenger RNA of Prinia subflava (tawny-flanked prinia), 2213 nucleotides long. RefSeq names its product docking protein 1 (gene DOK1). Lineage: Eukaryota; Metazoa; Chordata; Aves; Passeriformes; Cisticolidae. The transcript is spliced from 5 exons. Gene Ontology annotation, biological process: Ras protein signal transduction; positive regulation of MAPK cascade; cell surface receptor protein tyrosine kinase signaling pathway. The record is from RefSeq and is a predicted model, not a curated record. Bases 98 to 1831 code for a protein of 577 amino acids. Gene Ontology annotation, cellular component: cytoplasm.
GCCUCGUCCCCGCCCCAUCCCCGUCCCGGUCCGCCCCGUCCUCGUCCCGUCCCCGUCCCGGUUCCCGCCCUAGCGGCGCGGGCGGAAGCGUGCGGGGAUGGAGCCGCCGGCCAUGGAGGGGCCGCUGCUGGUGCAGCACAGCCACAAGUUCGGCGCCAAGCGCUGGAAGCGCGGCUGGUCCGCGCUCUACCCCGCCAGCCCGCACGGCGUGGCCCGGCUCGAGGUGUUCGACUGCAAGGAGCCGUCGGCGGCCGGCCGGGCGGGCACCCGGCGCCUCGCCCGCACCGUGGUGCGCCUCAGCGACUGCACCAGCGUGGCCCCGGUGGGCGAGGGCGGCCCCCGCGCCGGCACCGCCACCUUCCGCCUGGAGACCCGCGACCGCAGCUUCCUCUUCGCGGCCGAGAAGCAGCAGAGCGAGGAGUGGGUGGCGAAGCUGUGCCAGAUCGCCUUCCCGGGAAAUGGCUCCAGCGAUGCCGUGGUGUCACAGUACGGCCGGCAGGGCAGCGAGGAGACUCUGGCCCUGGAGAUGGCCGUGAACUCCAUCUACUACUCCAGAGAUGAAGUGAACACCUUCUGGGUGACGGUGCAGCGGACGGAGGCUGCGGAGCGCUGCGAGCUGCGUGGCACCUACGUGCUGAAGGCUGAGCGGGACAGCCUCGUGCUGAAGGACCCACGGACGGACAGGAUCCUCUACGUGUGGCCCUACCGGCUGCUGCGGAGAUACGGCCAUGACAAGGUGAUGUUCUCCUUCGAGGCUGGCAGGCGCUGCGACUCGGGACCUGGAAACUUCACCUUUGAGACCAAGCAGGGCAACGAGAUCUUCCGCCUGGUGGAGGCCUCCAUCCAGGAGCAGAAGGCGCAGGUGGAGGAGAACCGGCAGAGCUGCGACUCGCUGGAAGCCGACAGCCCCGGCGUGCUGCAGAUCCGCCAGGCCCUGGCUGACAGCCUGAACCUGGAGCUGCCCGCCGAGGGGGACGACGCCCCGGCACCCAAAGCGGGGCUGGCACCCAGGGCCAGUGCGGCAGCGGAGGAGAGAGACGCCACAUCCCUGCUGAAGAGCCGGACUCUGCCAGAGCCGCCCGUGCCCCUGGGCAAGCCCGCGGUGUCCAGCACACCCCCGCGCUCCCCUCUGCCCAAGGUGCUCCGUGCCGUGCCGCCGGCCGAGGACCCGUCCAGCGUGUACUCGGAGCCCCUGGACGCGGUGAAGGGCCCGCAGCCGUGGCUGGACCCGCUGUACUCGGACCCCGUGGACAGCAAGGCCCUGAGCACAGCCAAGGCACCCAGCGGCGCCGUGGAGGAGCCGAAGCCGCGGCUGCCGGUGCCGCCGUACCCGGUGCCGUACGAGGGGCAGGCUCACGGGCAGGGCCCCCCCGGGCACAAGGAGCACAUCUACGACGAGCCCGAGGGCCGCGCCGCCCGCCCGCCGCGCUCCCUCGCCUGCAUCUACGACGAGGCGCGGCCCACGAGCGAGGCCUGGCGCACGCAGGGCCACGACGGCAGGGGCGGCUACGAGUACCCCUACAACGCCAGCACUGACGAUUACUCGGUGCCCGCCUUCCCCGCCAAGGCCAAGAGCCCCAAGCCGGUGCCAGCGCCCAAGCCCCAGGCUGCCUUUGUCCCCAAAGGGGCGGAAAGGGCGGAGGACGCUGGCAGGCGAUGGGGCGGCGCUGCCCCUGAGAAGGUGCUCAAACCCAGCCUCAAUAGCAGCAACAACAACAACGUGGAGGUGCUGUACAGCCGCGUGGUGAAGCCCCAGCAGCUGCAGAAGAAGGAGCAGAGUGUGGAUGAGUACAGCUUGUCGCCUCUCUAUGAGGACUUGGGGGAGAUAUGAGCUGCUCAGUGUGUGUGUCCCAGCAGGGACUGGGCUCCUCCUCCCCGGGGUGACUUGGGGCUGUUUGGGCUCAGGCAGAGCCCCUUUUUCUCACCAGUGCUGAAGGUUUCCCUGGGGGGAAACAGCAGGAGCAAGAGAGCUGUGGCUGGUGCAAGCCCCGGUGUGUUCCUCCAGCUCUGGAGCUGGCUCCACUGUGCCUUCUGACCUGCAGGAGGGCUGGUGUUUUCCUGUACCUGCUGCUCUGGCUCUGCUCUGGCUUCCUGUCUGACCAGGCUGCAGGGCUCUGGUGCCUAUAGUGAAUGGAAAGCUGCUUGCCGUCAUUCUCCAGAAGUAUUUUUAUACAAAGUUAUUUUAAUAUUAAAGUCUGUUUGUCUCAGAAUGA